This is a messenger RNA of Alosa alosa (allis shad), 5937 nucleotides long. It is a transcript of the gene stard13b, whose product is annotated as StAR-related lipid transfer (START) domain containing 13b. The record is from RefSeq and is a predicted model, not a curated record. Lineage: Eukaryota; Metazoa; Chordata; Actinopteri; Clupeiformes; Clupeidae. Gene Ontology annotation, biological process: regulation of Rho protein signal transduction; actin cytoskeleton organization; signal transduction. The transcript is spliced from 19 exons. Bases 273 to 5024 code for a protein of 1583 amino acids. Gene Ontology annotation, molecular function: GTPase activator activity; lipid binding; protein binding.
GGAGAUUUACGACCUCCCAAGUGACUAAUACGCUGAAUGAGCUAAACACAGCACCCUGGACUCUUCCACUUUCAGUAUGAGAGUACUGCCGGGACUCUCCAAGGACAUACCCAUGAGGAUCUGUCACAGGGCUCAGAAGGUAAGUCAACCUUUGCACUGAUUUGGAGAGUGGUGUUGCUGUCUAAAUGCCACUUCACAACAGAGAUGGAGAGCGAUUACACAAGAUGCAGAAUCUUCUGGAUCUACCUUGUGACUAAACUGUGAAGCCGGAAAUGGAAACCAUUUACGUGGUGUCUUUAGAGGGACACCACUCUCUGUCAAUGCCAGAGUCUCCCAAAAUGACCAUUUCAACAGCUACAUCCUCAGAGGUGAUUGCAGGGGACAUUAUGCCACCCUCAGGCGAUGCCCCUGUGGAGAACGGAAAUGACCUAAAACUGUCUGAGCCACUUCACCACGAGACUGAAGGCAGAUUUACUCAGAUUCAAAGACAACAGGAAGAGACAGGUGCAGUUGAAGUGCACCAGCAGAGUAAUGGAAGUACCAGGGGAUUUUCUGAGCUUAACUGUGUCUCAAGCUCAGGCUCCCUUAGUCACUGUCCAGAUGAGGAAGAACAUGAGUUUAGGACCCAGAUGCACCAAAAUGAACCAGAACAUAUACAAUUACCUGUAAAUGUAAAUACGGAUUCAAGUAGUCCUGAUAUGAUAGAGAAAGACAUAGAGGAACCAAAUGCCAUUUUAGUUACAAAUAGUACUGUGGAAAAUGGUCACAACUUCAGCCAUUCAAAUAUGGAGGAUCUGAGGCUGAUUGGAGUUGUGCCGGAUGUUUCUCAGAGUGACGGCCUUUCAGCCCACCGCACUGUAAAUGGCCAUGGUGUCAGUGUCUGGCCCCACACACAGUUACCUUGUCCUGCCCCGUCUCUGGUGGUCAUCUUGGACAAAUCCGUGACUCUAAGUGACCCUGCUCUAGACACAGGCCAGGGGCUAGAUCUACCCCGUAUCAUCAAGCACAAGCCCAGCUCUAUCACCUUCGCCGAUUACGACUGCCCGCCGUGUGGCCAGCAGCAGAACACCAACGAGAGCUCGGACGGCCGGGAGUCUUCCUCAGAGGAUGACACCAACGACGCAGGCGGCGACGACGAGGAUGAAGAUGAGAACGACAAGGACAUGUUUCCUGAGCUGCCACAGUCCAGGGAGUUCUUGGCUGCCCAGAAGUGGAGGAGUAAAGAGCGGCCCAGAAGGAGGGGUGCCGUGACGGAGAGCACUUGCUCCCCCGUGGACCUCUCGAGUGGCCACAAGGCUGGAGACGACAUCAGCAGCACAAGGGAGCUUCCCCAGGUCCUGUCUCCCUGGUCGGAGUCCAUGUCCCAGCUGAUGAGGAAGCUAGACCAGCUCAACCUGGACAUAGAGGAUGCCCUGAGUGCUGGGUCGUCCCCCUCAGACACCCCCGCUACCACUCGCAGACACACUCCCACAGCAACCCACAACAACCCACAGCUGCGUGACGGCGUCUCAUGGAGGUCAGCCCAGUCGACCCAGUCUGCUGGCGCCAGCGGCACCCUUAGGGGACUGGACACAGGGGACUCUUUCGGACAGGACAAGGCCAUGAGCUCCAGCUCGGCCUCCGGCCCCGGAACCAGGACUCGGCCCAAGAAGACAGAGAUGUCCACCAAAAAGAGGAGCAAAGGCACAGAGAUUGAAGCAAAAGAAGCCUGUGAUUGGCUCCGGGCAGCAGGAUUCCCGCAGUACGCCCAGCUCUUUGAAGAUUCUCAGUUUCCCAUUGACAUCUCUCCUGUGAAGAAAGACCACGAUUUUCUAGACAAAGACCUGGUGGAGCCCCUCUGUCGGCGACUCAACACAUUAAACAAGUGCGCAUCUAUGAAACUCGACGUGAACCUACCGAAGAAGAAAUGCGAGGACUCUGAUGAGGACGACCUGGUGGCCAUCAGCGACAAAUGGACAUUUGAGUAUAGCAGCCGUCGUUGGUCCAGACUGCAGGACAUCGACUGUCUGCUGGGUCCAGGUGAGAGCCCGCGGGGCGGCGGUGGGCCUGGUGAGCUCGGCCUGGCCCUGCGCACCACCACCAGCAGCGAGAGCGUGUUGACGGACCUCAGCGAGCCCGAGGUGUCGUCAGUGCACAGUGAGAGCAGUGGCCACAGCGGUCACCACCACCACAGACGGGGCACGCAUAGCGGCGCCGAGGACUCGGACAGCUCGCGGCGCACGUGCUCGGACUCGGCCGCUAUCAUGCCGGACCCCACGUCGCUGGCGCUCCCGCACGGCAUGGCCCUACCGGCCGACGCUGGCCAGGGCUACGGCUCCCUGCCGGGCAAAGGGGGCAAGCGAGCGAGGGUGAAGGACUUCGUACGGCGUAUGGAAAACCUACGGUCGCGUGGGGGCAACUCCGGCAGGGGCCGCAGGCCUCCGAUAAUCAGCGGCCCAGUUUUACAGCAGGAGCCAAAGACACUACGAACACUGAAGUGUGUGGAGAUAGUGAACGGGGACGUGGGCAGGGGUCCGGAUUUGGCCCCCCGCAUCCCGAUUCUGACGAUCGUCCCGUGCCCGUCCAGCAGCGAGGGCAGCAGUAGCCAGUCCAGCGGCAGCGCGGUGAGCACGCCCAGCAUGAAGGAGCGGCGGCCCCAUCGACAUGGCGACGACAGUGGCGGCGGUGGCCGGGCGGUGCCGGACGGCAGGCGGAGUGGCAUGUACCUGGAGGACGCCGUGGACGCUCUGGUGGGGCACAACCGCCGCAACGAGUUCCGCUCCUACGAGGACCUGGUGGUGCACAUCCCCAAGGACCACAAGCCGGGCACCUUUCCCAAGGCGCUCUCCAUCGAGAGCCUCUCGCCCACCACCACCACCACCACUACCACCUCGAGCCUCCACAACGUGGCUGGCGGCGACUGGCACUCCCUGGGCAGGGCCAGCCCGGAGGUGCUCCCGCCACAGCGGCUACCCAGCCUCCGGGAGUCGCGGCCUGCCACCCAGUGCUGCACACGCGGGAGCCGCAUCAGCGUGUACGACAACGUGCCCGGCUCGCACCUGUACGCCAGUACGGGCGACCUCAUGGACAUGGAGAAGGAGGAGGACCUGUUCCCGCACCUGGACGAUAUCCUGCAGCACGUCAGCGGACUCCAGCAGAUCGUCGACCACUGGACCAAAAAUGUGUUGCCCGGCGGGGAAGUGGUGGGCGAUCGCGAGAGGUGUCAGGGAGAGGACGGAGAGGGGGCCGAGGGCGAGGGUGAGGAUAAGACACCGGACCUGCAGUCCUCCAGCCAGAUCACGCUGGACUUUGAGGCCAACUCGGUGCUGGAGGGGCAGACGACGACCAGCGACGGAGACCGCGACGGCGUGUCCCUGAAUGAGACGGAAUCCGGGGGCAUGAGGGAGCGGAGAGACUCUGGGGUCGGGGCAUCGCUCACGAGACCUAACCGGCUACGAUGGCCCAGCUUUCAGAUAUCCAAUCGCCUGAGCCAUUCGAUGGCCUCCCUGCAGAUCACCAACCAAUCAGGAGGCCAGAUGUGUCUGCUGCAGAAGUUCUCUCUCCUGCGGCUGACAGCCAUAAUGGAGAAGUACUCCCUGUCAAACAAGCAUGGCUGGACCUGGUCAGUGCCAAAGUUCAUGAAGAGGAUGAAGGUUCCCGACUACAAGGACAAGAAUGUGUUUGGGGUGCCUCUGAUUGUGCAUGUGCAAAGGACUGGUCAGCCACUGCCCCUCAGCCUUCAGCAGGCCCUGCGCUACCUCAGGAGCCAGUGUCUGGACCAGGUGGGUUUGUUCCGUAAGUCGGGGGUGAAGUCUCGCAUUCAGGCGCUGAGGCAGAUGAACGAGAACUCCCCGGAUGAUGUGAACUAUGAGGACCAGUCUGCCUAUGACGUAGCGGACAUGGUCAAACAGUUCUUCAGAGACCUUCCUGAGCCACUGCUCACAAGCAAACUUGGAGAGACUUUCCUCCAUAUCUACCAAUAUGUGCCCAAAGACCAGCGCUUGCAGGCGGUGCAAGCGGCCAUCAUGCUCAUGUCGGACGAGAACCGUGAGGUACUACAGACGCUGCUCUGCUUCCUGAGUGAUGUCACUUCCUCAGUGGAGGAGAACCAAAUGACCCCCAUGAACAUCGCCGUGUGCUUGGCCCCUUCGCUCUUCCACCUCAACAUCCUGAAGAAAGACAAUCUAUCGCCCAGGGCCAUGCAAAAGAAGUACUCCACUGGACGCCCGGACCAGAAGGACCUGAAUGAGAACCUGGCGGCCACUCAAGGCCUGGCUCACAUGAUCAUGGAGUGCAACCGGCUCUUUGAGAUUCCCCAUGAGAUGGUGACACAGUCUCGCAACUCAUACGUGGAGGCAGACCUGCACGCUCCCACCAUGGAGGAGAUGUUCAAGUCCCUGGAGGAGGACGACGGCUCCUACCAGACCCACAUGGAGCUCCGACUGCAGGGCCUCCUGAAGGAGACGCGCGAGAAGGCCAAGGGCUGGGUCUCCUGCUCCAGCCCAGACAACACCGAGCUCCACUACAAGAAGGUGGGGGAUGGGAACCCUCUGCGACAGUGGCGUGUGUCCGUGGAGGUGGAGGCCCCUCCGUCGGUGGUGCUGAACCGCGUGCUGCGAGAGCGCCACCUGUGGGACGUGGACCUGAUCCAGUGGAAGAUCCGCGAGACGCUGGACAAGCAGACCGAGGUCUACCAGUAUGUCCUCAACCGCAUGCCCCCGCACCCCAGCAGAGACUUUGUGGUGCUCAGGUCCUGGAGGACUGACCUGCCCAAAGGCACGUGUUCUCUAGUGUCUGUCUCUGUGGAGCACGAGGACUGCCCCAUGUUAGGAAUGGUGCGAGCCGUGGUGCUCGAGUCCAAUUACCUGCUAGAGCCUUGUGGGUCGGGCAAGUCCAGGCUCACGCAUAUCUGCAGAGUGGACCUCAAAGGGAGGACUCCGGAGUGGUACAACAAGGCCUUCGGGCACCUGUGUGCCGCUGAGGCCGCCCGCAUCCGCAACUCCUUCCAACCAAUCAGCGCAGACGGCCCCGAGACCAAGAUCUAGAUUGUCCCAGCACAACACAUGAAACCAUAAACUCCAAUAUUUUCAAUUUAGACGUCCUCGAUGAAUGAAUGCAUACAGGAAGGCUGUUGCACGGUUCAGAUACCUAAAUGCUCUUAGAAACCCAUAUGGGCCCAUUUUGAGCCUGUAGUUUCAUGCUUGCACAGUGAUAAAAAAGUGAGACGUCACAGUCUCUCUGGUGCUGGACACUACAUUAUAUCCACAAAGGAGCCUGAACAUCCUGCCAAUGUCUCUCUACAUCAGUGGUACUGCAUGAUGUUCACUCUGUUGUUGUUCAAUAUAUUAUUAUAUAAUAUGUAAUUAUUUGAUCUAUAAUAAUAAUAAUAUGUAAUGUAAUAAUUUCUGAAAUGUUGCUCUUAUACAAUGUAUAGGACAUUUAAAAGCUCUUAAAAGCUUCUGGGAAGCGAGUGUAUGUUAUUCAUAUUAAAGACAAAACUAUAUAAUAUGUCAGAGUAUACGGUGUUUGUGCACAUGCCUGUGUAUAUAUAUAUAUAUAUAUACUGUAUAUCUCUGUGUGUAUAUCUACAUACAUUCUGUACAAGAUGUAUAUAUUGUAGAUAUAUACCCGUGAAUAUGUAGAUUGUUUUCUUAUGAAUAUGUAGAUAUAUUUUCCCAUGUAUUGACUAUGUAUUGAUAUCUCUUUUUUGCAUUGAUAUCAUCCUGACUUGUAUGGUACAAAGCAUUACUGAUUUGUAAGCUGGUUUUACUUUAAAUAUUGUUGGAAUGUUAUUUUAUUUUAUUGUAAACCCAUGAUGUUUAAAGAUUGAAAGGAAAAUGACAUGGGUUUAGCUUUUGCCAAACCUGAUUUUGUAGUACUGGGCUACGUUUAAGAAAUGAGGUGGAAAGUGUGUUUUUUAAUUAAACUAUUAAAAACUGCAGUAAAUGAUUGACUGAU